ACUCAAAAGUGACAUGGGGAGCGGAGGCAGAGAGUUCGAAUGGAAGCGGCGACUGCAGCGUGACGAAGGGGACAAGAACUUGCAACACGAGCGCUCCCUGGCGGAGACCAACGCAUACAUGCUGAAGAACCAGCUGGCGUCUGAUGUCACUCUGGUGGUCGGCGCAACCGCGCGAGAGUUGCCGGCGCACAAGUACAUGCUCGCGAGUAGGAGUCAGGUGUUCUACGCGAUGUUUUUCGGAGAACUUCCUGAAGCUGGGCCGGAAGUGAUCAUCCCUGACAUAGAUUAUGACGUCAUGAUGGCGUACUUGAGGUUUUUGUACACGGAUAGCGUCGAAAUUACGCCAGAUCUAGUGAUGGGACUAAUGUACUGUGGCAAAAAGUACGACUCGGAAAACUUGGUUGACCUCUGUCUUACCUACCUUCAAGAAGAAAUAAACCCGUCCAACGUAUGUACAAUAAUGGAACAGGCCCAUUUGUUUGACGAAACGCAACUUUGGGAAAAUUGCUUGGCGUCCGUCUUUUCCAACGCAACGGACGUAUUGACAAACGAAUCACGUGAUUUCGUACACCUUUGUCGAGAAUGCUUGACGAAAGUCGUCAAAGACGAUAGGCUCGUCGUUGAAGAAGAGUAUGUUUACAUCGCCUGCAAGCAGUGGGCCAUUCAGCAAUGUAGAAGCGUUUCUAUGGAUGAGAGUGAUGACAAAAAUAUCCGGACCGUGUUGGGCGACAUAUUGUACUAUAUCCGGUUCCCGCUGAUGGAAAAGGACUCGUUUAACAAAUUGGUGUCCGUAAACGACAUCCUUACAACGACGGAGAUGCAGGACGUUUACCAGACAUACUCUCGUUCCUCAAAGGAUGGCGACCACAGACAAUCGACGAAACCUGUUUUCUUAACAACAAAGCGCAUCCUGUCUCAAGAAUUUAGGGCGGUAAGAUUUCGUGAUAUCAAAGGCGGCAUAUUUGACUUCUGGGAGAACGAGAAUCACAUGGAAUCCAUUUCCUUCAAAUGCUCGCGUGCAGUCCAGUUGCGAGGAGUGACAAUAUUCGCACCUUUUCCCGACGGACUUAUUCGUGGCUCUGUUAAUAUUUUCGACGCAACGAACACAGCCUUAGCAAAGUGCGACAACGUCGAGGUGACGUCACAACCCGAAAAGAAAACGCAUGACCUGAGAUUUAAAAGCCCGGUGACGAUUCGCGAAGGGUGUUGGUACACCGUAACGCAGAAGAUGAUAGGGUCAAAGUCUUAUUUUGGGACUGAUGGGUUAACGAUUGUACCUGGCAAAGGUGUGACUUUUCAGUUCCGGAAGUCGCCAAUGUUUGAGAACAACACUGACGCUGAUUCCGGUCACAUACAUGGACUGAUUUAUACUUAAAGCCCUACACAUGUGAUUAUAGUGUCCUGACAGCAUACCGGUACAUAUGAAAAAGAUCUUCUACUUUCUUCAUCUUAAUUUACCUUUUACAUUUCCACUUAUUUAUUAACUGUAUUAUUGUUUUAUGUUUUUGAUAUGGAUUUAUGAAUGUAUGUGUCGUCUUAAUUCGACUCUCUGUCAUGUUACACUAUCACAAUAUGGUCUAUGAUAGCAAAUGAUUGAUUAUAGGCGGGUAAAUUGUCAAAAGUUAAAAAAAGGAAUACUUACUCAAAAGUCUGAAUAGUAAAGUAAUUAUAAUGGUAUAUGACGCUUGUGUUCAUAACAAAAUAUUGAUUAUCUAUCUAAAUUUAAAGGUCAUACAAAAUAAAAAGUCACAAAUCGGA
Molecule: messenger RNA, 1758 nt
Organism: Dreissena polymorpha
Lineage: Eukaryota; Metazoa; Mollusca; Bivalvia; Myida; Dreissenidae
Product: BTB/POZ domain-containing protein 6-like
Exons: 4
Coding region: 14-1375 (453 amino acids)
Biological process (GO): neurogenesis
Cellular component (GO): cytosol
Molecular function (GO): protein binding
Source: RefSeq, a predicted model, not a curated record